Synchiropus splendidus (mandarinfish) is the source of this 1842-nucleotide messenger RNA. It is a transcript of the gene tbc1d13, whose product is annotated as TBC1 domain family, member 13. The transcript has 12 exons. The record is from RefSeq and is a predicted model, not a curated record. Gene Ontology annotation, molecular function: GTPase activator activity. Gene Ontology annotation, biological process: intracellular protein transport; activation of GTPase activity. Bases 122 to 1324 code for a protein of 400 amino acids. Lineage: Eukaryota; Metazoa; Chordata; Actinopteri; Syngnathiformes; Callionymidae.
CUUGUUCUCCGCGAGCACUGGCGGAAGUGACAGAAGACUUCCAACAGACAUAUGAGACUUUGCAAACACAACAUAACCGUUUUGGAAAUUGCCGAAAGACUGCAUCGCUCGUUUUCCAGACAUGUCCACGGCCUACAAAAACAGAAUACAGGAAUUCAAAGUGGCCUUGAGUGAAGAGCACAUCAACCUGAAGGCACUUAGAGAGCUCUGCUUCAAUGGAGUCCCAUUUGAAGGAGGAAUCCGGGCACUUUGUUGGAAGGUCCUUCUUAACUACCUCCCUUUGGAUCAGACACUAUGGGAUUCUUUCUUGAAGAAGGAGAGAGAGGUUUACUCCCAGUUCCUGAAAGAGAUGAUCAUCCAGCCAGGAAUAGCAAAAGCUAACCUUGGUUUGUCCAGAGAAGAUGUGACAAUGGAGGAUCAUCCUUUGAAUCCAAACCCAGACAGCAGGUGGAACACCUACUUCAAGGACAAUGAAAUCCUACUUCAGAUUGACAAGGAUGUGAGGCGCUUAUAUCCAGACAUGGCCUUCUUCCAGCGUCCCACCGACUACCCCUGCCAGCUGAUUCUGGACCCCCAGAAUGAUUAUGAGACACUGCGUCGUCGAGUAGAGCAAACCACACUGAAGGCCCAGACUGUAAAUCGCAACCGUAGCGGAGUCACUAAUGUCAGUUCCCCGGGAAAGUCUUUGAACCUGUAUCCCUCCAAUGAAUAUGAGGUGUUGCCCAAUGGGACUGAGGCACAUUGGGAAGUGGUGGAGCGGAUUCUCUUCAUCUAUGCCAAACUCAAUCCUGGCAUCGCUUAUGUCCAGGGCAUGAAUGAGAUCGUGGGUCCAAUUUACUACACAUUUGCCACAGACCCCAACAGCGAAUGGAAAGAACAUGCUGAGGCAGAUACAUUCUUUUGCUUCACAAACCUGAUGUCAGAGAACAGAGAUAACUUUAUCAAGAGCCUGGACGACUCCCAGUGUGGAAUCACUUACAAGAUGGAGAGUGUGUAUUCCAUGCUGAAGGACAAAGACCUGGAGCUUUACCACAAACUGGAGGAGCAGAAUAUCAAACCUCAGUAUUUCACUUUCCGCUGGCUCACCCUGCUGUUAUCUCAGGAGUUCCUCCUGCCAGAUGUCAUCCGCAUCUGGGACACUCUGUUCUCUGACCAGGACCGCUUCCACUUCCUCAUUCUUGUCUGCUGUGCGAUGCUCAUACUCAUCCGAGAUCAUUUGCUGGCUGGAGAUUUCACUGUCAACAUGAGAUUGCUGCAGGACUACCCCAUCUCAGAUGUACACACCAUUUUGACUAAAGCCAAAGAACUGCGGGACAACCCUUAGCCUGCUCAUUUUUCUCCUGCAUCCUCUGCACAUUGUGGUCAGAGGAGAUGUGAGCAUUAAAAAUAAAUGUAUAAUUCAAAAAAACACUAGGAGAAUGGAAGCCUGGGCAUAUGUGCUGCUUUUGAACUCCACAUCUGAAGUUAACUGGAGUUGGUCGUUUUUCUCCCGCUGGUGAAUCAUCUCUCCCAUGGAGACACCAAGACAUCAGUGGCAGCCGGAGCCAAGUCACAGCUACACAGCCAGUCAGCUUUUGUUGUUUAAAACAUUCCAGAAACAUACAUCGGAGCCGACAUCUUAAACAAGUCCUUCUGCGGCAGAAUGAGUUGCAUGUUUGUCUUUUUUAUGUUUUUAAUCAAAUUUUUUAUUGUAAUUUCUAUUUACCUUCGUUGUAUGGCAAUGUUGUGAAACUGGAGUCAGUAUUUCCAAAUGAAAACAUAGUAAAACGUUUGAGUGCUAUUCAGGAUGAAGUACUUUUGUUUUUUAACAGUGUGCCUUUUUUUGUCCUACGUUGGAUUGAA